This is a messenger RNA of Paramecium sonneborni, 1542 nucleotides long. NCBI's taxonomy places the organism in Eukaryota, Ciliophora, Oligohymenophorea, Peniculida, Parameciidae. The record is from the annotation of a GenBank genome assembly.
AUGAAGAAUUCGAUUGGCUAAAGAAAUAUUCUACAAAAUUAUGGUGUGGAUGUAAGUUUUUAUCGUGUAAAAUAAAAUCAAUCAAUACUUACAACACGUCAUUCAAAAUUGCCAUCAUUCAAUAAUCCAAUUCCUAUUUCAACACCAACAUCUCCUAAAGAAUAACAAAAAAUGUGGAAAACUAAUCUUUGCUUUUAAAAUGAGAGUUCUUUCAGUUAAUCUAGAAAAAGAUAAGAUGAGUUAUCCAGUAACAAAAACAGUGCUAGUCCUCAAUUAAGAUAAUUACCUCGCAAAUCAUAUCAAAUAUAAUUGGAUUAGUAACAGAAGCUUUUCUAAGCUCCAAAAUCAUAAGAAAGACGUAGCUUUAGAAAUUCUAUAUAUUCAAGACCUUAAUCAAGAUUGUUUGAAGAAUAGUAUUCUUUACGAAUGCCUACUAGCGAUAUUGAAAUUGGAAGGGGUAAUUUUAAAUUUCAUUAUGUUCUUGGGAAAGGAGGAUUUGGUAAAGUUUGGAGAGUUGAAAUGAACAAAACACAUAAAUUAUUUGCAAUGAAAGAGAUGAGUAAAGCCAAGUAAGUUGAAAUAUCGCUAUUAGGGUUUUGGCCAAAAAAUCUGUCAAUUCAGUGAUGAAUGAAAGAAUUCUUCUAACUUAACUAAAACAUUCUUUUAUAGCAAAUAUUCAUUAUGCAUUUUAGGAUAGAGAAAACUUAUAUUUAGUUAUGGAUUUAUUAACAGGUGGUGACCUUAGAUAUCAUAUUGGUAAAAUGCGUAGAUUUUCAGAAUAACAUACAAGUAUGAUAUCUUAAUUUAAUAAUUUUAGAGUUUGUGAUUGCAAAUAUGCUUUUGGCUUUAGAAUAUCUUCAUAGAAAUGGGAUUAUUCAUAGAGAUAUUAAACCAGAGAAUAUUGUUUUAGAUAAGAAAGGUUAUCCAAGAUUAACUGAUUUUGGAAUUGCUAGAAUAGUAAAACCAGAAAAUUCUCAAGAAACAAGUGGAACACCUGGUUAUAUGGGUAUUUUUAUUUUUAAUUUAAAUUUAGCUCCAGAAGUUAUGUUUAGAUAAAAUCAUAGUUUUGGAGUUGAUCAUUUUGCAUUAGGAGUAAUGGCUUAUGAAUUUAUGAUGGGUAAAAGACCCUAUUUAGGCAAAACUCGAAGAGAUAUUAGAGAUGCUAUUAUUGCAAAAUAGGUUUCACUUAAAAAACAUGAAAUUCCUCAAAAUUGGUCUUGGGAAGCAGCUGAUUUUAUUAAUUAAAUGUUACAGAGAAAACCAUAAGCUCGUUUAGGUUUUAGUGGAAUUGAAGAAAUUUAAUCUCAUCCUUGGUUCUAAGGAUUUCCAUGGAAAGGAUUACAUGAAAAAUAAUUGCCAUCUCCAUUUAAACUGAUAAAAUCAUAAGAUGAAGAUUUUAUUCGAGAAAUUUCUUCUGAUCAUGAUUCUUAAGAUGAAAUGAUUCAGGAAAAUUUACUAUUACUUAGAUAGGAAACAAUUUAAAAUCUUUUUUAGAAUUAUACGUACAUGAAGGAAUAGUAAGUAACAAUAAAGAGAUUUUGA